Messenger RNA from Stegostoma tigrinum, 813 nucleotides. RefSeq names its product pterin-4 alpha-carbinolamine dehydratase/dimerization cofactor of hepatocyte nuclear factor 1 alpha (gene pcbd1). Gene Ontology annotation, biological process: tetrahydrobiopterin biosynthetic process. The record is from RefSeq and is a predicted model, not a curated record. The transcript is spliced from 4 exons. The coding region runs from base 124 to 435 and encodes 103 amino acids. Lineage: Eukaryota; Metazoa; Chordata; Chondrichthyes; Orectolobiformes; Stegostomatidae. Gene Ontology annotation, molecular function: 4-alpha-hydroxytetrahydrobiopterin dehydratase activity.
CAGGUCUUGGGUUUUAGAGAGCGUGUUUACAGAGACUAGCACUGCGUGGUUUGCUGUCAUAGUCUACAGACUCUGUAAUCAGGGUGGUGUGUUCAGUACCCGGUCUAGCGUCAUCAUUGUCAAAUGGCAGGAAAAGCACACAGACUGAGUGCUGAACAACGAGAGCAACUUCUUCCCAACCUCCAAACAGUCGGUUGGUCUGACGUCGAAGGAAGAGAUGCCAUUUAUAAAGAGUUUAUCUUUAAAAACUUUAACCAGGCUUUUGGAUUCAUGACACGAGUGGCACUACAAGCAGAAAAAAUGGAUCAUCACCCAGAGUGGUUCAACGUUUAUAACAAGGUCCACAUAACACUGAGCACACACGACUGUGGAGGGUUGUCUGAGCGAGAUAUUAAGCUGGCUACCUUUAUUGAAGAAGCUAAGGUUUCACAUUGAAAUCCGGAGGCAUGUCUGUGGUUGCUGGUACCAAAUGGCCUGGAGUCUUCAGUGAGAUUUAUUUCAAAACAGAACUCAUAUGCUCUGAAGACAUUUUGAAGGCUGGAAAAUGUCUGAAAUUUACCACAGAUUAAACUAGAAUCAUUAUUUUAAAUUGGAAUGAUCAGAGCCAGUUUAUGUGUUGCUGUAUGAACGUACAUACUGGUACUGAGAGGAAACAUUUUGUGCUAUGUGAAUAAAAUGCAAAUCAAUGUAGACAUGACUUCAGACAAUUCAAGGUUAAAUUGUUCCCAAAUUGUAAAUACUUGGAAGACUAGACAGCAAAUGUGGUGUUAUACUACUGUCAGCGACACACUCAAAUACAGAAAGUUAGGCAAA